AUGAAGUUUCUCGCGACGACGUUGGACGGAUGCGACGUGCUCCUGGGGCGCGAUUGGCUGCGACGGCACAACCCGAUAAUCGAUUGGACGACGGGAUCGUGCAGCAUCAGCAAGGACGGGAAGCUGAUUACUCUGCCCGCGUGGACUCCGGACUGCAUCGAGUCUACAUGCGUCAAAGCCAUCACUAUUACACGCCACGUCAACAGGGGUGCGCAACUGUUCGCCGUAUGCUUGCGCGAGUUGGCAGCCGACACCGACGGAAACGACAUCGAGAAGCUGUGCGCAGCUGUACCACUUGAUUUAGUGGAGCUGAUUCGACAGUACCAUGAUAUCUUCCCCGACGAUUUGCCACCUGGCCUGCCACCCGAGAGACCCGAAGACCACAAAAUCCAGCUGGAGCCUGGCGCGCAGCUGACUGUUCGUACACAGUGGCGGUUGACUCAGCCCGAACUCGCGGAGCUUCGAAGUCAACUUGAGUCACUGUUGGAGAAGGGCUUCAUCCGACCCAGUACUUCGCCCUUUGCCGCGCCGAUCCUGUUCACACCGAAGAAGGACGGCGGCAUUCGCAUGUGCAUCGACUAUCGCGCGCUCAACCGGGUUACCAUAAAAUCUCGCUAUCCCAUCCCACGCACCGACGACCUCCUCGACCAACUUCGCGGCGCUCGCUACUUCUCGAAGAUUGACCUACGCGGCGGUUACCACCAGAUCAGGGUCUUCGCUGACGAUUGUCACAAGACCGCCUUCCGAACCCGCUACGGCAGUUACGAGUUCACCGUGAUGCCUUUCGGCCUCACGAACGCGCCAUCAACAUUUCAACGCACCAUGAACAGGGUAUUUCGCGAUCUGCUCGACAAAUGUGUAAUCGUCUACUUGGACGAUAUUCUGAUCUUUAGCAGGACACGCGAGCAGCACCUCCGCGACCUCGACGCAGUGUUUAAGCGGCUACAGGACAACCGGCUCAUCACCAAGGGUUCUAAGUGCGAGUUCUUUAAGCAAGAGUUGGAGUUUUUGGGGCACGUCAUCUCACGCGACGGCAUCAAAAUCGACCCGAAGAAAAUCAAGACCAUCCAGGAGUGGAAGGCCCCGACUAAUGUCACGGAACUUCAGAGUUUUCUGGGGUUUGUGAAUUAUGUCCGGCGGUUUAUCCCGAAUAUGGCGGGGAUAACCGGCCCGCUGACCGACCUGCUGCACAAGGACAGAAACUUCGUGUGGGGGGAAGAGGCUGAGGCGGCUUUUCAGGAGUUGAAGCAGUUACUGGUGUCCCCUCCGGUUCUUCGCAUCGCCAAUCCAUCCAAGCCGUUCGAAGUUGUCACCGACGCCUCGGAUUUCGCCAUCGGUGCAGUGCUACUCCAUGAUUUUGGCAACGGCUUACAACCGAUCGCCUACGAGUCACGCAAGUUGCAGGCAGCCGAACGCAACUACCCGAUUCACGACAAGGAGAUGCUCGCCAUCAUUCACGCGUUUAAACUGUGGCGAUGCUACCUGACAGGCGCCGACGUCACUGUGCGAACGGACCACAAGUCAUUACAGUACCUACGCGCGCAACCCAACCUCAACCCACGACAAAUCCGGUGGCUCGAUUACAUGGAGCCACAUUUCCACUACAGGAUCACGUACAAGAAGGGGGCGAAUAACAUCGCCGACGCCUUGACCCGACCAACAGUUCAAACCGCAGCUGUACUGAUCACCCAUUCGAACCCGCUCCUUUCGGGACUAUUCACCCACGGCUACACUACGGACCCGUUCUUCACGACUGGAAAUCACCAGCAGGCGACGACGCAGAAGGGGAAUUAUUACCUAAAGGCCGGAACUGACCGGAUUUGGGUUCCCGCUUACCGGCUGCUGCGUGAACUCCUUAUUCAGGAGGUCCAUGAUUCCAACCUCUCCGGACAUUUCGGGGUUGAUAAAACCCAGAAGCUGUUGCACCGUCAGUAUUAUUGGCCUGAUUCUGCUAACGACGUGCAGCGAUAUGUGUCCUCAUGCAGGGUGUGCCAAGCCAUGAAAUCGACACGUCAGCGGCCAGCUGGGUUGCUGCAACCCCUCGAGCCACCCGAACGACCGUGGCAACAGGUGACGAUGGACUUCGUCACGGGGCUGCCAGCUGGGCCGUCCGGCAACGACGCUGUACUCGUCGUCGUCGAUCGCCUCACAAAAAUGGCGCAUUUCGCACCUUGUCGCACGACAAUCACCGCCGAAGAAACUGCACGCCUCUUCAUCUCCACCGUUGUGCGACUACACGGCAUCCCAUCGGCGAUCAUCAGCGACCGGGACCCAAAGUUCACAUCGAAAUUUUGGAAGGAGACGUGGGCGCAGUACGGCACGAAGCUACAGUUCUCGUCGGCAUACCACCCGCAAACCGACGGCCAGACCUAA
Molecule: messenger RNA, 2373 nt
Organism: Closterium sp. Yama58-4
Lineage: Eukaryota; Viridiplantae; Streptophyta; Zygnematophyceae; Desmidiales; Closteriaceae
Source: the annotation of a GenBank genome assembly